GUGAUCACUGGAUUUUGACAGAAUGAGAAUGCUGGCAUUUUUCCUGGUUUGUGCGAUAAUUCGCCAGUAUGGAACAUUGGGGACUCCAAUGCAUGGAUUUGGGAGGACGGAUAUCCCAGGACAUACACCUGCUAAGGUACAAGAGGGGCACUCUGUGGUGAUGAGAAGCAAGGCUGUCAGUCCGAAUUUACCUGAAGAUGCUAACAUUUGUUACCUUUUGAAAGAGGGUGAUGAAGACCAGCGACAAAUGAUCUGCAAACAUCGUUUAACUCGGACCAGCAAAUUCAACUUCAACCCAUUUGGGCUCCGAUUUGGAAAGCGCGACAAAUUUAACCCAUCCAAGGCCAACCUCAUAAGAUCCAGGACAAGCAAACUGUUGCCUAUUCUACUCUACCUCCGAGAACUAGAAGUUCCUGCCUAA
Molecule: messenger RNA, 421 nt
Organism: Coregonus clupeaformis (lake whitefish)
Lineage: Eukaryota; Metazoa; Chordata; Actinopteri; Salmoniformes; Salmonidae
Gene: kiss2
Product: kisspeptin 2
Exons: 2
Coding region: 23-421 (132 amino acids)
Source: RefSeq, a predicted model, not a curated record